Molecule: messenger RNA, 1351 nt
Organism: Pimephales promelas (fathead minnow)
Lineage: Eukaryota; Metazoa; Chordata; Actinopteri; Cypriniformes; Leuciscidae
Source: RefSeq, a predicted model, not a curated record
CCGUAAAGCGCCAGCCGCUGUCGUGAUUCGGCACAUGUGUAGCUGUUGUCAUGCUGUGCUCUCAAAUCAUGAGAGUUUAUAGAUUAUUAAUAGAGUAAAUGUAUAAACUGGGGCAGCUGGAUAAUAUCGCUCUGCACGCACGGGCUGCCGGAGCUUCAGGGGGACUGAGAGGUAACGUUAAUAUGACAGAGAAACCACAGCAGAACAACAUCACGUAACUUACAGACAGACUCAUGAGCCAGUAGCUGACGGGUGUUGUUCAUGUGUCAGUUUGAGAUCCUCAGCGGGUCUGGUUGUGGUUGUGGGUGAGGAUGUUCGUGCUGGUGGAGAUGGUGGACACGGUCCGGAUUCCCCCGUGGAGUUUCCAUCGGCAGCUGAACGACGCGAUCGCCGAAGAGCUCAACAAGAAACUCGCCAACAAGGUGGUGUAUAAUGUGGGCUUGUGCAUCUGUCUGUAUGACAUCACUAAACUGGAGGAUUCCUACAUCUUUCCUGGAGACGGAGCAUCUCAUACCAAAGUUCACUUUCGAUACGUGGUUUUCCACCCGUUCCUGGACGCGAUCCUGGUGGGAAAGAUUAAAGGCUGUAGUUCCGAGGGCGUUCACGUGAGCCUCGGAUUCUUUGAUGACAUCCUAAUCCCGCCGGAGUCACUGCAGCAACCGGCUAAAUUUGAUGAUGCGGAGCAGGUGUGGAUGUGGGAGUACGAGACGGACGAGGGCACUCACGACCUCUACAUGGACCAGGGCGAAGAGAUCCGCUUCAGGGUCGUGGACGAGCUGUUCCUCGACACGUCUCCCACCGGCCCCAGCACAGAGAAGGAAGCGCCGAGCGCCGCCGGCUCCACAGCGCCACCCGCAGCAGUGGAGGACACCACGCCGCAGAAAGAGGCUCCAUACACACUCAUUGGAUCCGUCAGUGAACCGGGGCUGGGUCUUUUGUCCUGGUGGAACAGUUAACAGUCUCUUCUGUGAUUAUAAACUGAGAAACAUCAGUUUAGCUUUUCACAACACUGAUUUACUCCUUCAUGAACUUAAGAUCUGCGGACCAAUAAGUGAGCAGAUGCUGCCGACCAAUCGGAGACACUUAACGAAGAGUUGUUUGUAAUGAUUGAAAGGGAUUAUUGUGUUGUAAUCCUGCUGUUGUGUUGAUUGAGAUAAUUUGAGUUUGCUUUUUUUGUUGAGACCUACAGAGUUUACUUUAUAGAUAAAUACAGUUUUAUUUGAAAAAAAAUGUUUAGCUUCAAAUAAUGUCUUUUUGAUGCAAUUGAAUAUUUUUGUGAGGUCAUGUAUAUGGUGUUUGGAUUUUUGUUUUGUUUUGAAAAUUUGAAUAUAAAAAUAUUUGGAAAAGUUUA